AUGAGUCAUUUUCUGAGGAGGGUUCUGAUUGCAAACCGGAACGGACAUCGGAUUCUGGCCAUAGCUGCCGUUGGUUCGGCUUUUUUAUGCGCCAAAGGGAACGACAGUUUUAAUUCUUCGUUCUCGGUGUCGAUACCUGCACCAUGGGGUGAAUCUCUAUCACUGCCGAGGCAAACACUUGACCUAGGACUUGUUCCAUUAUUUUCUGUUGCAAAUAGUUCGGGUUCUUCGGCAGACAUAGGGAAGGAUGUGUCUGGGUUCUCUGCGGCUGAAGAGAGCUCGAAGCCAUGUUCUGGAUGUUCGGGCAAGGAUAUGAUUGCAAAGGCUGCUGCAAAGGUCGAUUUGAGCCUUGUAGGUAUUUAUGGGGUUGGUGUUGGAAAGGGUAUAGGCUCUGGAACUAUAAUCAAUGAGGAUGGCACGAUCCUAACAUGUGCUCAUGCUGUGGUUGAUUUUCAUGGGCUGAGAGCUUCAUCAAAGGGGAAGAUUGGUGUAACUUUGCAAGAUGGUAGGACAUUUGAGGGUACUGUGGUGAAUGCAGAUCUACAGUCUGAUGUUGCUAUUGUGAAGAUCAAUUCGAAAACCCCUCUUCCAACAGUAAAAUUGGGUACUUCAAGUAGACUUCAACCGGGGGAUUGGGUGAGAGCAGUUGGUUGUCCACUUUCACUUCAGAACACCGUCACAGCUGGUAUUGUAAGUUGUGUCGAUCGGAAAAGUAGUGUUGGUAUUGGUGGACUGCGGAGGGAGUACCUACAGACAGAUUGUGCAAUUAACCCAGGGAAUUCUGGCGGACCUCUAGUAAAUAUGGAUGGAGAAGUUAUUGGUGUUAAUAUUAUGAAAGUAGUUGCUGCAGAUGGAUUGAGUUUUGCUGUACCAAUCGACUCAAUUGCCAAAAUAAUGGAUCACUUCAAGAAAAAUGGGAGGGUUGUUCGGCCUUGGCUUGGACUGAAGAUGAUUGACCUAAAUGAUAUAUAGCUGAAAGAAAGAGAUAGUUCAUUCCCAAGUUUAAAAAGAGGAAUUCUCGUACCUAUGGUAACUCCUGGGUCACCUGCUGAGCGAGCUGGGUUUCGUCCUGGUGAUGUUGUUAUCGAAUUUGAUGGAAAACCUGUUGCCAUGAACUUGAUGAUCACUGAAAUAAUGGGACAUAGACUUGGAGUACCACUCACUGAAGGUAGUUGGUCACUUUAA
Messenger RNA from Argentina anserina (silverweed cinquefoil), 1185 nucleotides. Its product is annotated as putative protease Do-like 14. The record is from RefSeq and is a predicted model, not a curated record. Gene Ontology annotation, biological process: proteolysis. NCBI's taxonomy places the organism in Eukaryota, Viridiplantae, Streptophyta, Magnoliopsida, Rosales, Rosaceae. Gene Ontology annotation, molecular function: protein binding; serine-type endopeptidase activity.